AAAACCCGCGUUGUGGCGGGCUAUAAAAGCAAGAUGGCGGUAAAAAUGGAAGUAAAAAUGGAGAGAGAAGAUGAACAGCUUUCGCACAGUGAUCCUUUAGAACUGGAGGAUAGGAUACUGGAACUGUGUACUGCUAAUGAGAAGGGGAUCACUGAGCAGACCAUAAUUACUGAUCAACCUUCCAUUAACGUUGAAACGAGGAAGAAAGCAUUACAAAGACUCUUAUCUGUGGGUAAGAUUGAAGUAUAUAAGCAAGGAUCCUCGCUUAUCUACCGUCUUAAAACUAAUGUUGGAACAAGUAGUACUAAAGGCUUUGAGUUAGAAGAGAAGGUUGUAUAUCAGAUCAUUGAGGGAAGUGGAACUAAGGGAAUAUGGACACGGGACAUUAGGACCUCGUCAAACUUAACCGACCUACAGAUCAACAAGUGUUUAAAGACACUCGAGAGCAAGAAGCUGGUGAAGAAAGUCAAAACUGUCCCUCCAUCAAAGAAAAAGAUUUAUAUGUUGUUUGAUUUGGAACCAGAUGAGUCAUUGACUGGUGGGGCUUGGUACAGUGACCAGGAAUUUGAAACUGAGUUUGUUGAUGUACUUAAUGUGAAAUGCCAACAGUACCUUCAGAAAAAAGCUCGUAAUGCAUGUAGUGAACACAGUGCUCCGUUAUUGCAGAGAAGAGCUUCAUCUGCUACAGUCAGUGAAGUCUGUGAAUACAUUAAGAAGCUUAACAUCAGUAGAGUUGAUCUGACUCAUCGUAAUCUUGAAUCAAUCCUCAAUACUCUGGUGUUUGAUGGUAAAGCGCUCAUGACGCAUGAACUAGGCCCUGAUGGAACUGCCAUUAAAGUGUACAGAGCCACUAAACUAUAUACUAAUGGCGGACAGCAUCUUGUGCCUGGCUUCAGCAGAACACCUUGCGGAAUUUGUCCGGUUAUUGAUCAGUGUACACCUGAUGGCGCCAUCUCUCCAUUGAACUGUACUUAUAUGAAAGACUGGCUUCGGUUUUGAAUGUGGAAGAGCUACAUUAUUUAAUUCUAACGAGUAAUUUUUAAAGAGUUAAAUGUUUAUACUGUUGGUUUAUUUGUUAAUGCACCAAUGCACUAAGAUGACUAUUCAUAUCUAU
Amphimedon queenslandica is the source of this 1114-nucleotide messenger RNA. RefSeq names its product DNA-directed RNA polymerase III subunit RPC6-like. Bases 34 to 999 code for a protein of 321 amino acids. Gene Ontology annotation, biological process: transcription by RNA polymerase III. The record is from RefSeq and is a predicted model, not a curated record. The transcript is spliced from 6 exons. Gene Ontology annotation, cellular component: RNA polymerase III complex. NCBI's taxonomy places the organism in Eukaryota, Metazoa, Porifera, Demospongiae, Haplosclerida, Niphatidae.